AACCGAAGCUCCGGCGCCACGUGUACGGCCACCACGCGACCCCGCACGCCUUGUGAUCGUGCCACCCACUUCCCCCUAUCUUUCUUAUUUUCCACACCGAAACAAAAAACCAAACAAAACAAAGAGAAAAUAAACCCCAAGUAGAUCUCUCCCAUUCCGUACAGUCGCCGGCGAGUUUCACGGUGAUUCUAACGCCGGAAAGUUCAUCCGUUCCUGCUCACAGAUCUCCCCGCGAUCGCCGCGCAGAGCUUCCCACUUCAGAUAACAUCAAUGUGCAUUGUUGGUGAAGAGAAAUUUGUAUCGGAGGGUGUCGAUAGAAGGGUGACCGGAGCGUUGGACCGGAUAGGGGAGUGUGAUAGCUUCAGUGGGGAGGAGUUUGAAGUGAAGAAGCAACAGAAAUGUCUUUUCAGAAUCAGGGCUUUUGGAUGGCAAAGGGUACCGGGGGUGUAAAUGAUGGUGAGAGGCUUUAUGAUAAUUCUUCUGCAACUGAGCCUAAGCGUUCUCAUCAAUGGUUCAUGGAUGGUCCUGAGGUAGAGUUACUCCCAAACAAGAAACAGGCUAUUGAAGUUCCAGGCACCAAUCUAUUUUCAGGCUUGUUGAACGCAAAUGUUUCUCCAUGGGGAAAUGUUCCCAGUUUUCAGUCAUUCUCUGGCCAGUUCACUGAAAGGUCAUUUGAUUCUGAAGCAGACAGAGCCGUGAAUUUUGAGGACAGAAACAUUUCAUCAGUUGGCUCAGAAAAAAUGAGAAAAAUUAAUGAGGAUCUAUUUGGGAAUGAUUCUUCUUUUGGUUUAUCUAUGUCCCAUUCACUGGAAGAUCCUAGGUUGAGUCCUAACUAUGGUGGUUUUAGAAAAGUGAAAGUCAGUGAGGUAAAGGACUCUGAGAAUGUCAUGCGUGUUUCGGUUGGACAUGCUUAUAAUCCGGGAGAUAACGAUGCCAUGUUGGCGCCUCAUGUUUACAAGGCGGAUGACAACUCAGGAUCAAUGGGUCUCACUUAUAAGAAAGAGGAUGAGAACUUCAUAACCAUGAGUGAUUCCUAUAAUAGGGCAGAUAACAAUUUUAGAUCAAUGGGACAACCCUUUACUAAAGGGGAUGAGUACAUAGGAAUUGGUCAAACAUACAAGGAGGAUAGUAAUACCCUAUUGAGGAGUCGAACAUUCAACAAGGGUGACAGUACUAUCAUCUCGGUUGGUGAAACCUACAACAAGGCAGAUGAAAGUACCAUGUCAACUGGUCAUAUUUAUAAUAAAGGGGAAGAGAUAUCAAUGGGUCAUGACUAUAGCAAGGUCGACAAUAAUAUGUUGUCAAUUGGUCACUCUUACAAUAAGGGAGAGAGUACUAUCAUAUCCUUUGGCGGGUGUGAUGAUGAUGAUGAUGUAAAUACCUCAACAAUCUCUGGCUAUGAACUUCUUAUGGGUCAAUCUUUUCCAAAAACAGAAGCUAUGAAUGAGAAAGACUUGGGUAAAUUAAAUGCUGAUGCAUUUGUAAAUCAACCUCAUAUAAUUGCUGGAGCUGAAACUGUUUCCAGAAAGAAGGAUGACCAGAAAAUGUCUAAGAAGUCUCCUUCAAACAACUUCCCUUCGAAUGUGCGAAGUUUGCUAUCUACUGGUAUGCUGGAUGGAGUUCCUGUAAAGUAUAUUGCCUGGUCACGGGAGGAGCUGCAGGCUGUAAUUAAAGGUUCUGGGUAUCUAUGUGGCUGUCAGUCAUGUAACUUCUCUAAGGUAAUCAAUGCAUAUGAAUUUGAGCGUCAUGCUAGUUGCAAAACAAAACACCCAAAUAACCACAUAUAUUUUGAGAAUGGGAAGACCAUCUAUGGGAUUGUGCAAGAGCUCAGGAGCACACCUCAGAAUAUGCUGUUUGACGUUAUUCAGACUAUUACUGGUUCACAAAUCAAUCAGAAAUCCUUCCGUCUUUGGAAAGAAUCGUUUUUGGCAGCAACACGUGAACUUCAACGUAUAUAUGGCAAUGAUGAAGUGAAACAAUUGGCAUGAAGCAAGCACCUUCAAUGUUAAGGCAGGGUCAUCUUUCAUUUUGUGCAUACAAGUAACCUUUUUUGGCUCUAACAUGUACUCAUUGAUGGUGGGUACAUCACCGACGCAAGGGCUCGGGGUAAUCGUGUGAAGGGCAAACUAUAGAUCUUUAUAAUGAACCUUGGAAUAUAACCCCUGUUGUUGGUCCUUCGAUUUCUGAUGCCACCGUGUAGUUUGUAACUUUGUCCUUUGUAGCAUAACUCUUGAACAAAUGUAAUUUAAGAUUUUUGUUACUUCUGGAAUGAUGAAUGAAUUUUUUUAUUCUUAAGGUUA
Messenger RNA from Rosa rugosa (rugosa rose), 2300 nucleotides. RefSeq lists its product as uncharacterized. The transcript has 6 exons. Bases 399 to 1988 code for a protein of 529 amino acids. The record is from RefSeq and is a predicted model, not a curated record. Lineage: Eukaryota; Viridiplantae; Streptophyta; Magnoliopsida; Rosales; Rosaceae.